This is a messenger RNA of Exophiala bonariae, 672 nucleotides long. RefSeq lists its product as uncharacterized. The record is from RefSeq and is a predicted model, not a curated record. The coding region runs from base 1 to 672 and encodes 223 amino acids. The transcript has 5 exons. Lineage: Eukaryota; Fungi; Ascomycota; Eurotiomycetes; Chaetothyriales; Herpotrichiellaceae.
AUGCCGGUUGUUACAGAAAUUGCCAUCUUUGAUCUGCUUCGUGACACCGACCUGCUUAGCCCCGACUCCCCGUCAACUGUGCACCUCGAAGCUAGCUUCAAUAUUCUAAAGCAACAAAAGGGAUUCAUUCAACAUUUCUGGGGUUUGAAAGACGAAGAUGCAACGAAGUUGGUGGUGUUCAUUGAUUGGGAGGAUGUAACCGAUCACCAGAGUUUUGGAAACAGUGAAGCGUAUGCAACACUCGGAGCAGAGCUUGCAAAAGUGGUCAGCUUCGGCAAUGUGCCAGUGAUGACACACACGAACUUCACAUCCGAUGCCAAUGUGGCCAGGCAAGCUCCUGUAACAGCUUUCAAGUCCUUCAUGCUUCCUGAAGAUGCAACUGAAGAGCAGAGAUCAGCUCUAGAAGAUGCGUUCCUGAAACUUGCUCAAUUCAACAUGACCCAAACCACUUGCAUUGGAUACGCUUGUGGCUGGACAUUGGAAACGCUUCCACAUGAUGAGGCCCCUUCAGGAAAAGCCUGUGUGUUCAAUGCGAUAAUCGGUUGGCCGUCGCGGAAAGAUUUCCAGGAAUUGAGGACCAUACCUGGAUUCAAGGAAGCCUUGCAGCCAGUGCUAGGCAGUUCACUGAAGCUGAGGGGACAGGACAUGUUUCACAUCAAUCUGAAUAGAUAA